Messenger RNA from Oncorhynchus masou masou (cherry salmon), 7589 nucleotides. It is a transcript of the gene paqr8, whose product is annotated as progestin and adipoQ receptor family member VIII. Gene Ontology annotation, biological process: response to steroid hormone. Lineage: Eukaryota; Metazoa; Chordata; Actinopteri; Salmoniformes; Salmonidae. The transcript has 3 exons. Gene Ontology annotation, molecular function: steroid binding; nuclear steroid receptor activity. The record is from RefSeq and is a predicted model, not a curated record. Gene Ontology annotation, cellular component: plasma membrane. Bases 1340 to 2413 code for a protein of 357 amino acids.
AUGCUGUUGCAUCAUCUGUAGUUGUAUUGGCUAGAAUGCUGUUUGCCUCAUCUGUUUUUGUAGUUGUAUUGGCUAGAAUGCUGUUGCCUCAGCUGUUUUUGUAGUUGUAUUGGCUAGAAUGCUGUUUGCCUCAUCUGUUUUUGUAGUUGUAUUGGCUAGAAUGCUGUUUGCCUCAUCCCUGUCUUUCUAGUCUUUUCUCCCCUUGUACAAGUAACCUGAUCCUAGAUCUGGGGCCAGGCUAUUGUAGAACGCAUGAUAACAAGGAGUGGAAUGAUAUCUCAAACAGACUGGCUACCCAGGCUAUUGUAGAACGCAUGAUAACAAGGAGUGGAAUGAUAUCUCAAACAGACUGGCUACCCAGGCUAUUGUCGAACGCAUGAUAACAAGGAGUGGAAUGAUAUCUCAAACAGACUGGCUACCCAGGCUAUUGUAGAACGCAUGAUAACAAGGAGUGGAAUGAUAUCUCAAACAGACUGGCUACCCAGGCUAUUGUCGAACGCAUGAUAACAAGGAGUGGAAUGAUAUCUCAAACAGACUGGCUACCCAGGCUAUUGUCGAACGCAUGAUAACAAGGAGUGGAAUGAUAUCUCAAACAGACUGGCUACCCAGGCUAAUUGUAGAAGCAUUUCACCCAUAAAUGACAACCCCGGUUGUAAAGUUUUUCAAAUAAGGGAAAUGUCACCACUAAUAUCUGACACAAUCACGCUUAAUGUGAGGAAGGUAAGGUGGCUGUUAGGAGUUUCAGAAGUGUCCCCUUUCAGGUUGGCACUGUAUCAGUCACAAUCCUGGCUUGGUUUGUAUUCUCUGGGUGUAUAUGUUUGUCUUUGGUCUCCGUAGGUGCUUAUUAGUAUCGCUGCUGACGCCAUAGAUAGGGUGGCUGUUGUCAUUCCGUAGUGUGUGGGUGGGGUGUCAAGGGAGGCAGUGAGACUAGGGUACUGGGUUAGGUAGCAGGCCAGAGGUAACAAUUUCCAGGUAUGACUGCAUGCCUGCUCUCUGCUGCAUGCUAGCCUACCUACCUGCUUCCCAGUGUAAGCUGACAGACCGGUGAACCAAUUCCCAGAUGACCAGCUAUGUGAGAAAUGUGUGUCUGUCAGCCUGCCUCAUUUUAAGCAGCAUCGGUUUUGACCUAGUUUCUACUGUUGGUAUAAUACAGAAUUCAAUACAACCUACUCUAUACUUUGAUUCUUAAAUAAUCUUAACUGCAUUUUGUUUCUCUCUGUUUCCACAGCAAAACCCAAGUCUUUCCAAAUCAACUUUCCACCCUACUCCUCCUCUAUACCCAUUCCCACCUCUUUCCCUCCAUCCCUCUUUCCUUCCCUUGCCCCACCUCUCCAUCAUCAUGUCCAGCGGAGCCCUGGGGCGUCUCAGUACCUUGACUCUGAGUGUGAAGCAGCUCAGCCGGCUGCCUCACCUCUCAGACAUCCUCCCCUCUUCACUCCCCACCCUCCCCUCCCCCAGCCCCACCGUCCCUGUGUCCUGCGUCCCCACUCUGUUCCAGGAGCCUUACAUCCUCUCUGGCUACCGCCCGGUGGGGCAAGACUGGCGCUGUUACGUCCUCAGCCUCUUCCAGAGACACAAUGAAUCCCUCAACGUCUGGACACACCUUCUGGCAGGUCCCCUGGUGCUACUACGCGUCUGGGCCUAUGGAUUGUCCCUAGACUCGGCGUCCCUGCCUCUCUGCCUGUACAUACUGUCUGCCCUCACCUACUUGUGUUGUAGCGUAGCAGCCCACCUGCUUCAGUCCCACUCUGAGCUGGCUCACUAUACUCUGUUCUUCCUGGACUACGUGGGUGUGUCUGUGUAUCAGUAUGGCUGUUCCCUGGCUCACUAUUUCUACUGCUCUGAGCCAGCCUGGAGGGAGAGCCCCGUAGGGCUCUGGUUCCUCCCUGGUGCUGCCUUACUUGGCUGGCUGUCCUGUGCCAGCUGCUGCUUUGCCAAGUCACGCUACCGCCGGCCUUACCCGCUCCGGAGGAAGAUCUGCCAGCUGAUCCCCACCAGCAUGGCCUACUUCCUGGACAUCAGCCCUGUAGCCCACCGCCUGGCUACCGUACCCUGGGGUCAGGACCCCGCCCUGCCACUCCACGCCCUGCAGAUGGCCGCCUUCCUGCUUGCAGCCUUCUUCUUCUCCUGCCCUGUUCCUGAGAGGUUCUUCCCGGGGCAUUGUGACAUCAUGGGUCAGGGUCACCAGAUCUUCCACCUCUUCCUGUCUCUGUGUACGCUGUGUCAGCUGGAGGCCCUUUUCCUGGACUAUGGCAGUCGGAGGGAUACAGUGCUGCAGUUGUAUGGGGAGAGGCAGCUGUGGUUCGCCGGUGUAUCCUUCCUCGCCCUAGCACUAUGUAGCACCCUGACCGCGGUUGUCAUGAGGAGGCAUGUACAGAGACGACUGGAGAAAAGUGAAACUGUGAAACAGUGAGGAAUGGCAGGGAGAGGAAGAACGAGAGACAUUUUCAGUGUUUUGAGAAUAAUCAUGUCCUGUAAAUGUAUAGAGAGAUUAUUUAUCUAAGAUGAUGAGCAUCUUAGUUGCAGAUAAAGGUUUCUUGCCUUAAAAGAUCAUUUGAUUCCUGUACAAUCUAACCAUUUCCUUCUUUGUUUACUUCCUGGACAUGGGGUAAAUAUUUCUUUAUUGCCUAUUUCUGACUAGUUAUUGAUCAAUAAGCUUAGAUUCAGAAGCCUGGUCCCAGAUCUGUCUGUGCUGUAUAGCCAACGCCUAUGGGCAUUGUCAUGCCAAAUCUACAAACAGAUCUGGGAUCAGGCUAUUGAUUCAGUUUAUAUCUGAGGAACCCAUGAAGGGUGUUUUUGUGUUAAGCUUAAUGGAAUUUCACCCCAAAGUCUGUCUGGUAAAGAGUUAGUGACAUUUUUAAAGCUGUAUUUUUGGCGUUCUCUUUCAGCUGUCGGAGUGAAACUGAGCAGGCCAAGCCACGGGAUUGAGCAAACAAAGAAGUCAGUUUUAUUGAGCAGUGAACAGAACAGGCUGUGAUUUUGGCCAUAGUGACAGGCAGACUAUAGGCCAUUGCAGAGCAGGAUCUGGCAACUAGAGCGAGUGGGUUGAGGAUCAGGAGGUCAGCUGUGGGUGACGAGGACCGAUGCUUUUAUACAGGGCGAACCUGGGUCAUAGUGGAUACACUAAUUGGCAUUUUUACAAAACAAGCAAAAAAAAGCAUUGACGCAAGACACAUCUACACAAAGAAAUGUGUUGUGUGAUUGGACCUAGACAUUUGUAUGAUGUCAUAUGAAAAAGCCCAUCAACAUCCAUGUGUAACUCUGUGUUGUUGUCUGUUCACGCUGCUAUGCUUUAUCUUGACCAGAGGUCGCAGUUGUAAAUGAGAACUUGUUCUCAACUAGCCUACCUGGUUAAAUAAAGGUGAAAUAAAAUAAAUAAAUAAAUAGGAUGACUCGCUUGGGAAUGGGAAUUUUCCAAACAUGAAUGUAGAAUUCUAUAGCAAGCUUGUUGUUUGUAUGGCCGGUAAUUGAAUACCAGUGUUCUGAUUUUAGUUGACAUUGCGAUCCAUGAAAACCAUGACGGUACCAGGCAGGCAGAGAAAGCCGUUCAAACUCUUCCUCCAGUUCUGCUAUUGGUACACAGCACACUUGAUCAGGUUUCUAUGCACACUAUUGACUCUGGUUGCAUCUGAAAUGGCGCCCGAUUCCUCACAGGGCUCUGUAUGGUCAAGAGUUGUGCCUUCGGAAAGUUUUGGAACCCCUUCACUUUUUCCACAUUUUGUUACAUUACGGCCUUACUCUUAAAUGGAUUAAGUUGUUGUUCCGCAUCAAUCUACACACAAUGCCCCAUAACGACAAAGGAAAAACAGGUUUUUAGAAAUGUUUUUUUUUUUACUGGCAUUACAAGCUUGGCACACCUGUAUUUGGGGAGUGUCUCCCAUUCUUCUCUGCAGUUCCUCUCAAGCUCUGUCAGGUUGGAUGAGGAGCGUCGCUGCACAGCUUUUUUCAGGAUUCUCCAGAGAUGUUCCAUUGGGUUCAAGUCCGGGCUCUGGCUGGGCCACUGAAGGACAUUCGGAGACUUUCAGAGUCCCAAAGCCACUCCUGUGUUGUCUUGGCUGUGUGCUUAGAGUAUUUGUCCUGUUGGAAGGUGAACCUCCGCCCCAGUCUGAGGUCCUGAGCGCUCUGAAGCAGGUUUUCAUCAAGGAUCUCUCUUUUACUUUGUUCAUCUUUCCCUCGAUCCUGACUAGUCUCCCAGUCUCUGCUGCUGAAAAACAUCCCCACAGCAUGAUGCUGCCGCCACCAUGCUUCACCGUAGGGAUGGUAUUGGCCAGGUGAUGAGUGGUGUCUGGUUUCCUCAGGACGUAACACUUAGCAUUCAGGCCAACGAGUUCAAUAGAUGUAUCAUCAGACCAGAGAGUCUUGUUUCUUAUGUUCUGAGAGUCCUUUAGGUGCCCUUUGGCAAACUCCAAGCGGGCUGCCAUGUGCCUUUUAAUGAGUGGCUUCUGUUUGGCCACUCUACCAUAAAGGCCUGAUCGGUGGAGUCCCGCCGAGACGGUUGUCCUUCUGGAAGGUUCUCCCAUCUCCACAGACAAACUCUGGAGCUCUGUCAGAGUGACCAUCGGGUUCUUGGUUACCUCCCUGACCAAGGUCAUUCUCCCCUGAUUGGUCAGUUUGUCCUGGCACCCAGCUCUAGGAAGAGUCUUGGUGGUUCCAAACUUCUUCCAUUUAAGAAUGAUGGAGGCCACUGUGUGUUCUUGGGGACCUUCAAUGCUGCAGACAUAUUUUGGUACCCUUUCCCAGAUAUGUGCCUCGACACAAUCCUUUCUCGGACCUGUACAGACAAUUCCUUCAACCUCAUGGCUUGGUUUGUGCUCUGACAUGCAUUGUCAACUGUGGGACCUAAUAUAGACCGGUGUCUGCCUUUCCAAAUCAUGUCCAAUCAAUUUAAUUUACCACAGGUGGACUCCAAUCAAGUUGUAGAAACAUCACAAGGAUGAUCAAUGGAAACAGGAUGCACCUGAGCUCAAUUUCGGAUCUCAUAGUGGAGUGUCUGAAUACUUAUGUAAAUAAGAUAUUUUAGUUUUCUAUACAUUUGCAAACAUUUCAAAAAACCUGUUUUCGCUUUGUCAUUAUGAGUUAUUGUGUGUAGAUUGAUGUGAAAAAUAAUGUAAUCCAUUUUAGAAUAUGGCUGUAACGUAAAACAAAAUGUAGAAUAGGUCAAGGGGUCUGAAUACCUUUCGAAUGCACUAUAGAUAUGGAAUAGGGUGCUUGGGCCGUGUCCCCUGAUUCUGUUUCUCUGCCCUGGUUGGCCCAUCUGUUCUAGUGCUGCAGUACAGAACAACAGUAUUUCUGUGGACUGAAGACUUUCCUUGUGAAAAUGGUCUUUACUAAGGGGUUUUAGCCAGCCAGCUCUUAGGAAGAAGAAUUUAAAUUUAAAACAGAGACUUUUGCCUAUUGAAAAAAAAUGUAUAUUUUUGUUACACCCAAUAUUGCUCAUUCUGUGAUCGAACCAGAUAUAGAGACCAAACCUGACAUAGUUGACAAUGGCAAUAUAUAAUGGCAUUUUCAACCAAAUGUGAUAGACCAGAGGAUUUCAAUUGAUCCACAGCAGUGACAUAUUAUUUUCAGGCCUAUGUUAUUACUCCUGACUCAAGUACUCAAGGGCUUGAUGAUUAGUGUGAUAGUGUUAUCCUAGCUGGAAUAUAAAUGAGCUGGCUGUGGAGCCUCUGUACUAGAACUGCCAAAUGCUUCGAUCGCCCCGUAGCAUUCACUUCUUUCAUCGUGAAGUGCUUUGGGAGGCUAGUUAAGGAUAAUAUCACCUCCAUCUUACCUGAUACCCUAGACCCACUUCAAUUUGCUUACCCGCCCCAAUAGUUCUACCGAUGACGCCAUCCCACUGAACACUGCUCUAUCCCAAGGGGACAAGAAAAAUACUUCAUGUAAGAAUGCUGUUCAUCGACUACAGCUCGGCUUUCAACACCAUGGUGCCCUCCAAGCUCAUCACUGAGCUCGGGGCCCUGGGUCUGAACCUCGCCCUGUGCAAUUGGGUCCUGGACUUGCUGACGGGCCGACCCCAGGUGUUGAAGGUAGACAACAACACCUCCGUCACGCUGAUCCUCAACAUGGGGGCCCCACAAGCACAGCUGUAGGAGGUAGGAGGGCUGAGGGUGCUGCAGUAUCCCCUGAAUAUCUGAAGGAAAAAAUAUAUAUUAUUUCACAAAAUUAGUGCAGUUUUAUUUUUCAGCAUCUCCACUUUGGCAAAAAAGGUAGUUGUAUAAUUAAGAACAGAAUCUUGUAGGAUUCAAUAGUUGGAAUUAUAAGAGUUGUUGCCCCUGGCCCUUUCUCUGUGAUGUCAUUCUAAUGGAAUCCAGAAAGAACAAAACCCUGUCCCUUUCUCUGUGAUGUCAUUCUAAUAUAAUCCAGAAAUAACAAAACCCUGGUCCUUUCUCUGUGAUGUCAUUCUAAUGGAAUCCAGAAAGAACAAAACCCUGGCCCUUUCUCUGUGAUGUCAUUCUAAUAGAAUCCAGAAAGAACAAAACCCUGUCCCUUUCUCUGUGAUGUCAUUCUAAUGGAAUCCAGAAAGAACAAAACCCUGGCCCUUUCUCUGUGAUGUCAUUCUAAUAGAAUCCAGAAAGAACAAAACCCUGUCCCUUUCUCUGUGAUGUCAUUCUAAUGGAAUCCAGAAAUAACAAAACCCUGGACCUUUCUCUGUGAUGUCAUUCUAAUGGAAUCCAGAAAGAACAAAACCCUGGCCCUUUCUCUGUGAUGUCAUUCUAAUGGAAUCCAGAAAGAACAAAACCCUGGCCCUUCCUCUGUGAUGUCAUUCUAAUAGAAUCCAGAAAGAACAAAACCCUGGCCCUUUCUCUGUGAUGUCAUUCUAAUGGAAUCCAGAAAGAACAAAACCCUGUCCUCAAACAUCUACAUGAAAAGGUGCAAAGUUACAGGCAAAGACAUCCACAUCAAAUUAAAUAUUUUUCUUGAUCAAUUAACCUGGAAAACAACCACUUUUUGUGCAUCAUUAAUUAACCAUCCUUCCAAGCCACUUCAUGUAAAUGUACAGUACUGUAUUGUACAUAGGCUGGUCAUUUAGGGUUGUACCUGUAGAAUUUCUAUGUGGCUCAGUUGAUAAGAGUAUGGCGUUUGCAAUGGUAGGGUUGUGGGUUCAAGAUGAAGUAUAAACAUGUAGACACUACUGUAAGAUGCUCCGGAUAGGAGUGUCUACUAAAAUGGAGAAGUAUGAAUAAACCAUUUCAGUUUUCAUGUAGAAAUAAGUUUCAUUUGCAAAGAGUCUUAGAACACAGGAGUGAUGGUUGCUGAUAAUGGGCCUCUGUACGCCUAUGUAGAUAUUCCAUUAAAAAUCAGCCGCUUCCAGCUACAAUAGUCAAUUGACAACAUUAACAAUGUCUACGCUGUAUUUCUGAUCAAUUUGAUAUUUUAAUGGACAAAAAAAAUGUGCUUUUCUUUCAAAAACAAGAACAUUUCUAAGUGAACCCAAACUUUUAAACGGUAGUGUAUAUUUUUCUGUAUAAAAAAAAAAGAAGCAUAAAACAAUGUACAUUUUCUCACCAGAGAUGUGUUUCCAUCAAAUUGACUUGUUGUGGAUAAAAAGCUGUGCAAAUAAAAAAAUACAGUUUACUGUUUUAAAAUUA